Colletotrichum godetiae is the source of this 516-nucleotide messenger RNA. RefSeq lists its product as uncharacterized. Lineage: Eukaryota; Fungi; Ascomycota; Sordariomycetes; Glomerellales; Glomerellaceae. The transcript has a single exon. The record is from RefSeq and is a predicted model, not a curated record. The coding region runs from base 1 to 516 and encodes 171 amino acids.
AUGGUUCCCGCUAGGCCGAACGAGCGUUUGCCAGCAGCAGGGACGUGCCAAGCUGCCAGGAAGGGUCCCCUCUCGCCCUGUGCUGCUGCUGCUGAUGCUGCUACAGAGGAGAGGACAAGCAUUCCGCCCAGUCGUAGGGCCAAGAAACGGCCAAAUGUCUCGUCUGCUGCAGCCUCGAGGUUUCGUGAUGGGCCUGCUUGUGAAGUGUGGCACACUUUUGUUCCUCUCUGCCUCGGCCUUAUGAGAGUAGAAGAAGGACGGGGUGAUAUUAUUUGUUGCCCAAACAUCGUCGCUGGCUUGGGCCUGCGCACUCCGCGGACUGCCUUACAGGAGUGUACUCCGGAGACAGAUUCGCGAAUGGCGAUUGCAAUACUCUGUGACGCCGUCGUUUAUUCAUCUUUACAUUUUUCGUUGAGACGACACACAGACCUCGUCGAUGUCCUAGAUCGUCGACGGGUGCCAGACGAGAUCCGUCAUGCCACCCGCAGGAAAGGUGAUCCCGGCGUCAAAACGUGA